Messenger RNA from Limulus polyphemus (Atlantic horseshoe crab), 3262 nucleotides. Its product is annotated as sperm-associated antigen 5-like. Bases 202 to 3096 code for a protein of 964 amino acids. The transcript is spliced from 11 exons. Gene Ontology annotation, cellular component: cytoskeleton. Lineage: Eukaryota; Metazoa; Arthropoda; Merostomata; Xiphosura; Limulidae. The record is from RefSeq and is a predicted model, not a curated record.
CACUCUAGUUCUAUCAGUUCAAAAUUAGGGACAUCUAAUGUAGAUGGAAAGGUGUGUAUAGCUUUGCGCGAGUGUCAAAACAACCAAUGAUAAAAGUUAUGCCUUUCUUUAGACGAUGAAGUAGCUUUUUUAUCUAGUACCAUACAGCAUGUGUUCAAACUGUGUUGCAGCUCAGACUAAGAUGAUGUGAUAGAAGGGACCAUGGCAACAGAUCAGCAGCAACUCAAACCUACUGCAACCAACAGUAGUCCAUUUUCUCGCUCUAAAAGCCUACGACUUCCAUCAAGAAAGAAGCAGAAUGAUUAUUCUAUCAAUUCUCUCACUCGCCAUGGCAGCAUUCGAUUGCCAAAGUCUGCUACUUCAUCAAACACAAGUGCCAAUAAUGAUCAGGGAACAGCAGCUAGUAAAAAGAAAUUAAAGCCUCUCUAUGUAUUCCACAAACCUAUUCCUCCACCUAAGCCAAAGUUGAAUAUUGUUUCAAUAAAUAAGAGUGUACAUGAUGGGAAAACAAGCAACAGAGCUUCCAAAAUGGCUUGUAAUCGAGCCAUCAGUGCUGAAGACUUACGAAAACAGGUAAACAAUGUAUCUGUGAAAGUUGUGGAGGAAAGUUCAAUGAACAUCUCUACAUGCAGUUUGCCUGCUAAAACUCCUGAUAGUUGCUCAGUUUCUCCAACUUCACGAGGUUCUCCAAAUAGCAUUCGUAGUGAACGAAUCUAUUCCUUGAGAGGAGACAUGACACAAGGUGCUAAAGAGACUCAAGACUUGAAACCACAUUUGAAGAGGUUAACAGAAGAACAUGAAAAGCUUCAGAUGGAAUAUGCUCGUUUGAGAAUUCAACAUAUAGAAUUAGCAACUGCUCAUUCUUUUGGCUCUCCGAGUUCAAAGAAAGAUUUUCCUGGUGCUUCAACUCUUUCUAACUUUGACAUCAAACAAACAAAACAAGAAAUCUGUGAACGAGAAAACAGACUUAAAGAGCAGCUGAAAGAACAAGAAAAUUUAAUCACAGGUUAUCGAGAUGAGGUGGUACGUUUGCAAGGUGAAGCUCGGCUAUUCCAGCGGAAAUACUGGCAACAAGUGAUGAGUUGUGGAACAUCAGAAGUGGAGUUAGAGGAUGCUUUACAACAGAUUGCUUGCCUCAUAGAGAAGCUAGAGGACAAACAGAAAGAGUUGAAUCAAGCAAACAUUAAGAUUCAGCAAUUGGAAGAGCAGCUUUGUUCUUGUGAUCGUGAGUUGCAGCAGUGUCGAGAUGCUAUUGAUGAUUACCAGAGUCAGCUUGAAGGUGCAGAGGCUCAAAAUGUUCUCCUGCGAUGCCAAAUCAAAGAUCUUGAGGGAGAUUUAGCAGAAGGACGAGAUAGUCUUGAGUUUCUUCAAGUAGAGAGAUCCACACUGACAGAGACAAUACAGGAGUUGGAACAAACACUACUGUUAGCACGGGAGAAAGCGAAUCAAGAUAAAGCUUAUAUAGAUGAGCUAAAAGAUCGUUGUCAAUGUCUUUAUGACAAAAUACAAGACAAAGAGUUUGUGUGGUUACAAAACCAAGUGCUGCAGGCCCAAAUCAGUGCAACUGAAGGCCAAGCACAAGACCUGCUAUUGAGCCAAGGAGCAGAACUCAGUACAAUUGCUCUUGCUCUAACACAGCUUGGUUAUCAUGCGCAUGCUCUAUUAACUACAAUAGUUGAGUAUGCCGGAAAUGACUUGCAACUCAACCAAGAGGUCUUAGAUGAGAUUAUUUCUGAUGCUGAAGAUACAGAUUCAGAUGCUAGUGUUAAACAUCCUGAAGAAACAGAAAAUAACGAAGCUGAUCAUAAUUUCAAGUUUAAAGAAAAGAAACUAAAACAACCAUCUGAUGAAAGAUGUGGAGACAUCAAAAAAGAAAUAGUCAUUGCUAAACCAGUCACAAACUUUCCUUCAAAUGCAUCACAAAAACAAAAACCGGGUUCCUUUGUUUGGUCAGUGAUUCAAGCCUUUGAAGGAACAAAAGGUCAGUCAGACCUUCAUUCCUCUACCAAUUCCUUAAAAGAAACAAGUCCAAAACUUUACCAAAAGAUAUAUAAAACUCAUGCUGUCAGCCACCAGGAGGAAAAGACCACAAGACUCCUGAAUGGUGAAACUGAUCAGAUCUGUGAUGAACAAUUAUUGUUCAAAGAUGUUGGUAUCCCAGACAGAAAAAUUCCUGGAAGUGCCUUCAGGCCCAUAGGCCUUGCAUCACCCUUCUGUUCCACUUCAGUAAAACCACAACAGAAUGGGUUACAGACUGAUCUCAACAAACUCCAACAUGAAGCUGUUGUUGAAGAUUGUAAUGCUAGUAAACAACCUCGCAGUGGUUCCUUGGAGAGCAUAGUGAAAAAAGUGAACCAGCUUUUUCAAAAAAUGGCUAAGAUGAUAGAGUUAAUGCAUGAAAAAUAUAAAACCCAGCUUUUUGCUGUUUUGGAGGAAAAUAAAUGUCUGAAGAAGAAAGUACAGUUCUUGGAAGAAAAACAAGACCAACUUCAGAAAGAGGUAGAAGCUAAAGAUGAUGUUCUUGAGCACACAACAGCCAAACUUGAAGAAAUCUCAGAGAAACAAAAGGAGGAAUUGGAAUCCCAUCAGAAAGAAAUGGAUCUGCUGCAAAAACAGGUGGAACAGAUGUGGGAAAAGAAUCACUGUUUGGAAGCGGUUAAUAUUGAACAAUCUCGGCAAAUAAAAGAGGAAAUUAAAAAGACAUAUGAAACGGCUCCACAACAGAUGGGAAUGGAAUCUAUGGUGAAUGCUCUGACCAUCUGUGACAAACUUGCUCUUAAACAGGAGAUUGUUUGCCUAAAAAAAGCCUUAGAAACAAAAGGGGAAUUGCUUCAUAACAUGGAUGACAAGUAUGCUCGUAACAAGGAAGUUUGGGAAGAUAACUGUAGGAAGGCAGAGAUGGAAAUUCAGAUGCUUGAUGAUAUAAUUUAUCAGUGUAUUGAUACUCUCCAAAGCAUUCCAGAAGUGGUAAAUUCCUGUGAGUCUCUAAGGAAGCUGAUGACUCUUCUGAAUGGUGGGUCGGCAUCCUACAACCCAAGUGCCAUCUCCUUUAACAAGAGAGACAAUCCUUUCAGUCAAACUAGAAUGACAGUUUGAUGCACCAUGAGAAUUAACACAAAAUUAUUCACCAAACAAAGUCAAGUUCUUUAUUAAAUGUUGUGUAUAGAAUGUGAUUUAAUGCUUUGUUAUAUAUAUUUUUUAUGAGCUUUGUAGCCAGUGGCUUUAUUUUGUUUUAUUGAUCAAUAAAUAUAGUAAACAAUUU